Messenger RNA from Myiozetetes cayanensis, 4089 nucleotides. RefSeq names its product prolyl 3-hydroxylase 2 (gene P3H2). Gene Ontology annotation, cellular component: endoplasmic reticulum. Gene Ontology annotation, molecular function: L-ascorbic acid binding; procollagen-proline 3-dioxygenase activity; iron ion binding. The transcript is spliced from 15 exons. The record is from RefSeq and is a predicted model, not a curated record. Gene Ontology annotation, biological process: collagen metabolic process. Bases 220 to 2466 code for a protein of 748 amino acids. Lineage: Eukaryota; Metazoa; Chordata; Aves; Passeriformes; Tyrannidae.
CGGGGAACCGCGGGCCCGGCACGGGCAGAGCCACCGUCGAACUCUGCGUACCGGCCCCGGAGCCCGCUGAGCCCAGAGCCGCUGCAACGCGCCCGCCUCCCGCUGGCAGACCCACGAGUCCCGCUACACCGAAAUCCAUUGCACGGACCGCACUACACAGAGAUCCACUGCACGGAUCCCCGGACCCCACCAGGCAGACUCCACCGCGCGGACCCCCGCAUGCCACUACGCCGACAUCCACUGCACGGACCCGACUACACAGAGAUCCACUGCACGGAUCCCCGGACCCCGCCGGGCGGGCGGACUCCACCGCGCGGACCCUCCAGCAGCCCCGCCUGCGAACCGCAUCGCCCCGAGCCCGGUGCGGCGGGCAUGGCACCCAGGGGGAGCCGGCCCUGGGGGUCUCUGCUGCCGCUGCUGCUGCUGCCGCUGCUGCCGGCUGCGGGCGGCGGGUGCGCGGCGGAGGGCGGCCCGCUGGAGCCCUUCGAUGCGCUAUACGCCAGCGGGGUGGAGUUGUACUACGGCGGGGACUUCGCGGGCGCGGCGCGGUGCCUGGAGCGGGCGCUGCGCAGCCGGCGGGAGCUGCGGGCGGCGCGGCUGCGGUGCCGGCGGUCGUGCCGCGGGCAGGUGCGGCUGGAGGCGCCGGGCCCGGGCGCCGGCGGGGACCUGCCCUUCUUCGGUUCGGUGCUGCGGCGGGCAGACUGCGUGCGGCGCUGCGAGGAGCCGCGGAUCGGGGCCGCCUCCCGACACCGCGCCGCCGAGGAGGUGCGCGCCGACUUCCAGCGCAGGGUGCCCUACAGCUACCUGCAGCGCGCCUACAUCCAGCUGAACAAGCUGGAGGAGGCAGCAAAUGCAGCUCACACCUUCUUCAUGGCAAACCCUGAGCACAUGGAGAUACAGCAGGACAUCGAGAACUACAAGACCAUGGCAGGGAAGGUCAGCUUGAUUGAUCGGGAGGCCAGGCAGCACAUGGAGGACUACACUGCUGGAGUGAGGCACUACGACAAGGAGGAGUACGAGCUGGCCAUUGAGUUUUUGGAGCGCGCGUUGAAAGGGUACUACGCCGAGGAUGAAGAUUGCCAGAUCAUGUGCGAGGGGCCACAGAGAUUUGAGGAACACGAGUACCUGGAUAAUAAGGCUGGUCUCUACGAAGCUAUUGCAGACCAUUACAUGCAAGUCCUGGCCUGCAAACAUGACUGUGUCCGAGAACUCGCCACGCGUUCAGGCCGUAUCUCACCUAUUGAAAAUUUCCUUCCCCUCCAUUACGACUACUUGCAGUUUGCCUAUUACAGAGUUGGUGACUAUGUAAAAGCCCUGGAGUGUGCCAAAUCCUACCUCCUCUUCCACCCUGACGAUGAAGACGUCUUGGAGAAUGCAGGUUAUUAUGAGGGUCUGUUGGAGGGUGCAAUGGAUCCAAACACCAUCAAACCCAGAAAGGAAGCAAAAACACUCCUGCAGCGCCAUAAGCUGGAGUCCCACCUCUUGCAGGUGGCUGCGGCCGGCCUUGGAUACACCUACACAGAGCCGAACUACUGGAACAGGUAUGGAGCCCGCCAGGACGAGCACAGUGUCCCGUCAAGCAUCAGCAGUGAACCAGAGGAUGGGCCCCGGCUGUCCCUGGCAAAGAAACCCAUGCCAAAGCCAGAUCGAGAGUUGAAGGAGGGGGGCCCACUUCUCUACAGCGAUGUGAAGUUUGUCUACAACUCAGAGCAGCUGAAUGGCACCCAGCGAGUGCUUCUGGACAAUGUCAUCUCGGAGGAGCAGUGCCGAGAGCUGCACAGGGUGGCCAGUGGCAUCAUGUUGGCUGGAGAUGGUUACAGGGGCAAAACCUCCCCCCACACCCCAAAUGAGAGAUUUGAAGGAGCCACUGUCCUCAAAGCCCUCAAGUAUGGCUACGAGGGCCGUGUCCCACUGAAGAGUGCCCGGCUCUUCUACGACAUCAGCGAGAAGGCUCGCAGGAUCGUCGAGUCCUACUUCAUGCUGAACUCCACGCUCUACUUCUCCUACACACACCUGGUGUGCCGCACUGCCCUCUCCGGCCAGCAGGAGAGAAGGAAUGACCUGAGCCACCCCAUCCAUGCUGACAACUGCCUUUUGGACCCUGAAGCCAACGAGUGCUGGAAGGAGCCUCCUGCCUACACCUUUAGGGAUUACAGUGCCCUCUUGUACAUGAACGCGGAUUUUGAAGGCGGCGAGUUCAUUUUCACCGAGAUGGAUGCCAAAACUGUGACGGCCUCCAUCAAGCCCAAGUGCGGGCGAAUGAUCAGCUUCUCGUCGGGCGGCGAGAACCCCCACGGGGUGAAGGCAGUCACCAAAGGCCAGCGGUGCGCUGUGGCUCUCUGGUUCACCUUGGACCCUCUCUACAGAGAGCUGGAGCGAAUCCAGGCAGAUGAAGUGAUCGCGAUGUUGGACCAGGAGCAUCUAGGACCCAGUGAAAUGAACAUAAACCCAAAGGAUGAGCUAUGAACUAGGCCAAAGACUUUUUCUAUUAAUAUUUAUUUAAUAUUGUUAAUCUUAUUAGAACCCUUCUAUUUUUGUACAGAGACACUGUAUAAAUUAACAGGUUAAUAUGAUUGUGGAGUUUCAGGAGUGCCUCUUCUGUGUUUAGCACAGCAUUUGCUGGGACCCUCCUCCCUGUGUCAGCACCUCCUGGUGGGUCUGACUCUGCUUCCAGCCUUUCCUGUUCUUUUCUAGCACUUCUCAGGACUCAUUCAGGCCUGCUGUACUCCCUUGGAGGACCUAUUCUUUUUCUCCCUCAACCAAAAAUAGCUGCUUCUCUUUAGCAUCUGCUAGAGAAAUGUCUCAGGUGUGCUAAUGAACCAGUCUUCCGGCUCCUGCUAAGUGCUGGCUGAAGACUAGACUAGAUCUACUAGGCAAGUAACUGCUGCUAAACCAGUAAAUCAUCCCUCUCCAACCAUUAAAUUUACUCCUGUGUGUGGGAUCAGAGCAUCCUCUAUCUCAGAGCAAGCAUUGAGUCACAGAAUUGCUCAUGUCCAAGACAAAGGGACAGCUUUUAUUUUGAUCCAACAGCUGCUUCUGGUGCUACUUCCUAAAAGGAAGGUUGCAGCAGUCUUUACUGCUGAAUUUACUGCAUUGUCUCCAGAAAACACUGCAGGGAUCUUUGCUGAAGUUCUCGUCCUUGAGCAGCUUUGCUCAGCUCCCUGCUGCAUUGGCACUUUCUCAGUCCUUUUCUGCUUCCCUCUGCCAGCUUUGGCAUUCCUAGGACUUAUAAUCUGCAAAAGAGAAUUGUCUUUUCUCUUUGCUUCUGUAGCUUGUGCCUAUCCAAACCUUCCGGGCUCAGAAGCACCCGCUUCCCAUCCAGUCACAGGCGACAAGGUUGUAGACAAGGAUGGUCCUUCUUGAUACCUCUUUAAAAGCUGGUCCUGGGCAAGACAGAGGGGAACUCAGUGCAUCUGGAAAAACAAAUGCCCAGACUAUGAAGAGGGCACAAUUACCACCAUUACCACCAUCGAGCAAAUGCUCGAAGAGUCAUUUGCUGCACCUCCUCCAAUGCUGAAUCUGCACAGGACAAAGCUCUGGGUGUUUCUGAGUCACCAGCAUCGUUUGUUUCUUUGAGGUUAUCUCCCUUCAUUGUAGACUGUUGAAAAGAUUCAUCAUGUUGGCUCCUCAAAGAACUGCCCACAGAUCUCUGCCUUCAGAAACCCUUCCCUUCUAAAGAGCCUCUUCUGUAAAUGCUUAACCCCCGGCCCCUUUUCAAAAUAGCCAGAGGAAAAGCUGGGGGGAGGAAGGGAAGGGCAACUCUCAGUUUGGAGAGCUGACACCCAUUUCUGCAUUCUUCUGAUUGUCUGCUCAUCUGCAUUAUGCUGUUGCAUCCAAGGCUUGACUCCUACAUGGUGCACCUUCUGUGUAGGUCUGUGCUGACUUCCUCCAACAACCACAUCUACCCAAGUGCAUCCUGCAGAGCUGCUCCCUCAGUGCAGCCCCAGACCUGCCAGGGUUUCAGGGAUCCCACCAGUUGGUCCUCCUAUGAGGAGCUGGGGGGCUGGCACCAGUCGUGGUUGGUUUGGUGCCAUGGUGGUUAGCCAGAGCUGUGUCUAAAUCCAGAGGAAAUAAACUGAAUACAUCUGG